AUGUUGAACUCAGGGGGUCGGAGGUUGAAGCAGUGGCUGAUUGAGCAGAUCCAAAGUGGGCAGUAUUCCGGCCUGCAGUGGGAAGAUGAAAACCACUCUAUGUUCCGAAUUCCAUGGAAACACGCAGGAAAACAGGAUUACAACCAAGAAGUUGAUGCGUCCAUUUUUAAGGCUUGGGCUGUGUUUAAAGGCAAGUUUAAGGAGGGAGACAAGGCUGAGCCUGCAACAUGGAAGACCAGACUCCGCUGUGCCCUGAAUAAAAGUCCUGACUUCGAGGAGGUGGCCGAGCGAUCACAGUUGGACAUCUCAGAGCCCUACAAAGUGUACCGCAUUGUGCCCGAAGAGGAGCAGAAGAAUGGUAAGAGCUCCAUGAUGACCAUCCCAGCACCCACCAGCUCAAGUGAUAUGAAAGACAUGGACUGCAGCCCUUCAGAAAUAGAAGAAUUCAUUAAAGAGGAGGACGGCUGCAGCAUUCAGGCCAGUCCAGAGUACUGGUCCCAAGGCAGCAUGAAUGCUUUGCCAUUGAAUCAAGACCCUUUACCAUCAAGCAGCCUAACUUCAGCUUUCUCUCAGCUGAUGAUCACUUUCUACUACAGAGGGAAGCUGAUGCACAGCGCCUUCGUCACUCAUCCCGAAGGCUGCCGCAUUUCCCCCCAGCAGCCCCUGGGACGAGGUGCCCUCUACAGUUCAGACAGCAUGCAGACUAUUCAUUUCCCCCCAGCUGAGCUCAUCGAGUACAGCGAGCAGCGCUUCGUCACUCACAAGCUGUUGGGCCACAUUGAGAGAGGCAUCCUGGUGCGUGCCAAUCAGGAAGGGAUCUUCAUCAAGAGGCUCUGCCAGAGUCGCGUCUUCUGGAGUGGGCAGGGAGAUGUGGGCCAGUACAGCUCCAUGCCCUGCAAAUUGGAUAGGGAUGCCGUGGUGAAGAUUUUCGAUACGGGAAAGUUUUUCCAAGCUCUGCAGUUAUAUCAGGAGGGUCAGAUUCCCGCUCCCGACCCCACAGUGACUCUGUGCUUUGGAGAGGAGCUCAGUGACUUAAACAGCGCAAAGAGAAAACUCAUCAUUGUGCAGAUCAGUAUGGUGAACUGCCAGCACAUGCUAGAGACAAUAAAUGUUCACCGCUCUCAGGCCUACUGCAGCAACCCAAACCUGGAGAUGCGGGAUGAUCUGGCCACUGAGCAGAUGGCGCGCAUCUACCAGGACUUGUGCAGCUACAGUGUUCCCCAGAGGUCAACCUGCUACAGGGACAAUGUGUCCAUCACUGCCUGACCCAGAAGCAGCACCACCUGACAGGAGCCCGCCAGAAUGUCCUCCACCCAAAAAAAAAGACAUAUCAGGGAUGCUUUUCUUGCGCACAAUGAAAAGGUGAAUGAGCACACAUGAAGGCAAGGAAACACACAUCCUUCUCUGCUGAUAGUGUUUCCAAGCUGAAGCUCAGUGUAAAAAAACUACUGUUUUGCUUGUAAACAUGGCUAGCACAAAACUGUCCUUACCCUCUGCUUGAUUAUUAAAAAAAAAAAACAUAUAAAAUACAUAUAUUACAUGUUAUUAUAUGUCUGGAUUCUGACAGCGGUUUUAUAGGUGUUGUUCCCAAAACUAGAUUUUACUUUGUCAUCAUCUUUUUUGUGUGCAGAUUUUCAGGUGAGUUGCCAGUUCGGUCAUCUUAGUCCAAGCAUAAAACUCAAAGACAUCAAAGAUAUUUUUGUAAGAGAAAAUGUGAAAUAUUCAAUGCAAUGGGGCAUUAAUGCACAGAUAGGUUUUACUAUCAACUAUUGUUUAGGUUUACAGCUUUAUUUCUUCAUGUUUUUGUAAAUUUAUUUUCAAUUAAAGUUUUUAAAGCAAAA
Molecule: messenger RNA, 1841 nt
Organism: Oryzias latipes (Japanese medaka)
Lineage: Eukaryota; Metazoa; Chordata; Actinopteri; Beloniformes; Adrianichthyidae
Source: RefSeq, a predicted model, not a curated record